UUCUCACACAAGAGGAGCGAGGCCGUUCUCCUCUCUUGUGUUUGGCAUAGAGGAUGGGUCUUGUUGCCGGGUAAACCGCAAACGGAUAACCUCUGCCGAGGUUGGUUGAUGGAUCAUGGCAUGAUCAAGGCUAUGCUACCCCUCAGCGUUCUUGGGCUGGUGUGGUCCCUCCUCUACCUAUACUCUGGGAACCUGUUGGUGACCGUCCUCAUCCACGCCAUGUGGAACAGCAGAGUUUUUCUAGGGUCCUUGCUGGGCUUGUAGUAUCCGGCGAGCAGCUCGGAGUUGGCGCGAUUAAUUGCUCCUUUUUCGCACGGGGAGGGGUAGGCGCUGCUCACUCGCCGCAUGCGUUGCGUCCAUGUGUAACGUUGACCACCAGUACGCCUUAUUUAGAGGCCUGUGCCGGUGGAAGAGGAUGGGGUUCUGGGUUGGGCUUGCGCGAACGCUUUGCUAUUGAAUUUCCCGUUGUUGUUGGGGCUGUCUCUCCGGAAGCAUCAGUUGAUGGCGCCCCGUCCUUCUGAGACGUGCAUGCACGGACAACAGCCGAACUUGCAGUCUCCAAAGGAUCAGAGUCCUCGCCUUCCGUGGGGGUGAGAUAAGCAACAGAUCGUGAUGAGUUGGUGUGCAUGGAAGGAUGAUGGGCCUAGACUUGAAAAGGGCCGAUGUCCUCGUUGAUUCAGCAGCCACGUUUCUCAAGUCAGGUGAUGACGCAAUUUUGUCUGAUU
This is a messenger RNA of Ectocarpus sp. CCAP 1310/34, 725 nucleotides long. NCBI's taxonomy places the organism in Eukaryota, Phaeophyceae, Ectocarpales, Ectocarpaceae. The record is from the annotation of a GenBank genome assembly.